Molecule: messenger RNA, 3035 nt
Organism: Archocentrus centrarchus (flier cichlid)
Lineage: Eukaryota; Metazoa; Chordata; Actinopteri; Cichliformes; Cichlidae
Gene: nxpe3
Product: neurexophilin and PC-esterase domain family, member 3
Exons: 6
Coding region: 220-1938 (572 amino acids)
Source: RefSeq, a predicted model, not a curated record
GGAAAAAGGAGAUUCCCUGGAUUCCCACACCGUCUUUUGUUGCUCUCAAACCCGGGCCCACAUUUCUCUGCUGCGGCCAGCCAACCUCCAACAGCCCCCGCCAUAUCCUCCACUUGCUUCAAAGAUCGGACAUGAUGUUGGUCUUAGCCAUGGAUGAAAUGGGAUCAUCGUCGCCCCGGUGACAGCAGAGGGUGAUCAUGGGAGAUAAAGAGGGCCACCAUGUCCCGAAAUCUGUCCAAAUAUGCCCUGAUUUUCCUCUUCCUUGCACUGUCUGGCAUCAUCUUCCUGCUGCGCAACAUCCACACUUUAGAGAACUGGAACUGCCAAGCAAUUUCAGCCUUCUACCAGCUGCAGAGCAGGGUCCAUUCGUCCUUCCGUGUCCCUACUCUUCAUCACAACCAUACCUUCUGCGCCCAUCUGGGUCAGAAACCCUCUCCUGACGAUGAACUUGAAGAGCGGUACCUGUUGGACUCUAUCGCCUGGCCCAGCCCUCCGCCUCACUCUGCACCAACCACCCUGAGGCAAACAAGCGACCCUGUGCACAGUCUGUUCACCAUACUUCCCACUAAAGAAGGAAGGGAGUGGCACGUUGGCGACGAGCUAGAGGCCCUCGUCCAAAUGCACGACUUCCAGGGUCGUCCCAAGAGCUACGGCGGGGAUUUCCUUCUGGCCAGGUUGCACUCUCCAGAGCUUGGAGCAGCCAUGGUUGGGCGUGUAGUUGACCACAAGAAUGGAUUUUACUCCGCUCUGUUCCCGCUCCUCUGGGUGGGCUCUGUACAAGUUGAAAUCAUGCUGGUGCACUCCAGUGAGGCCGUUGCUGUGCUGCGACGGCUGAGGGAGGAACGGCCCGAUCGGGUGUUUUUUAAGAGUAUGUUCCGUUUAGGCCUUUUGUCAGAAACUACUGUGUGCAACAUGUGCUUGCCCCCUGACCAGCAGCCUCUUUGCAACUACACAGACCUUUACACAGGUGAGCCCUGGUACUGCUACAAGCCCAAGAUGCUCAGCUGUGAUACCAGAAUCAACCAUGCCAAGGGAGGCUACUUGAAAAACCUCAUCACCAACAAGGAAGCUCUGCUAUUCAAGAGUGGUGUUAACCUCAAAGUUCAGAUACAUUCUUCAGGACCAGACAAAAUCAAUGUGCUGCCACAGGAAGAUAAAGUGGAGGAAGAAAGCAGCCCUAUUAAACCAGAACAUGUUCAGCUAGCACCAUCUGGAUAUUACUAUAUGGACUCCUGGAGGCCAUUAGGUGGAUUUACAAUGCGUCAGUUCAAUGAAUCAUCUGCAGUCGCUCAGUGUUUGAAGAACAAGGUGAUCAACAUGUACGGAGACUCUACUGCCCGACAGUGGUUCGAGUACCUCGUUGGCUUUGUACCAGAAUUAAAGGAGUUCAACCUGCACAAUCCUAAAAAUAUUGGGCCGCUCAUGGCGGUGGACAGCACCCAUAAUAUUCUCUUGAAGUACCGCUGCCAUGGCCCUCCUAUCCGGUUCUCCACUGUCAUGUCCAGUGAGUUGCGGUACAUUUCAAAUGAGCUUGACGGCCUCUCUGGGGGCCCCAACAUGGUGGUGGCCCUCAGCAUCUGGUCCCACUUCAGCACCUUUCCGAUAGAGAUAUACAUACGACGACUUCGUCACAUUCGACGGGCGCUGGUGAGACUUAUAGACCGAGCGCCAGGGACGCUCAUAGUGAUCCGCUCAGCCAAUCUUCAAGCCCUGGACCAAGAGGUGAGCCUGUACAACAGCGACUGGUACUCCCUGCAGCUCGAUCAGGUGCUCAGGGCCAUGUUCAAAGGGCUUAACGUUCUGGUGGUGGACGCCUGGCAAAUGACUUUAGCUCACCCUUUACCUCAUGCCCUCCAUCCUCCUCCACCUAUCAUCAAACACAUGAUAGACAUGCUUUUGUCUUACGUUUGCCCUGAGAGGAAAAAGAGCCAGAAAUAGAAGCACAGUGCAGUCAUUGAAGGUAACCUAUUGUGUGAAUCCACCUGUCAAUUCCAAACACUUCUUUGUUUGACUGCUUAAGAACUCAAGCAUUUUCCAAAGCUGCAUACUCUUUAAAUACUGAAGAUUUACUUGCCUGGUAUAUUUUUUUAAUCCCCACAAAACAUGUUUUACUCUGAUUUCCAAAGAUUUUGGCACAGUGAUUGUUACCGCUUAUCUGUUGGUAUUACCUAACUCUGCACCCAGUCCUGACAAAGACUAAUUGUGUGUUCAGAGUGUUCUAUCACAGGCCUGAACAUAAUUCCUGAAUCUUGAACGAGAACAGGGAAGAACAGCUAUCAGAAGAACUGUGUUGCUAUGAGACAUACUUACUCCAGUUGACAGGACUGACCCAAGCUUUCUCACUCAAUGACUAAAAUGUGUGUUGUGCCUUCUUGCAAGAAUGAAACAGUCUUCAGCAUAUCUGUCUGCACCCUUGGUGUGACUAUUUAAUUGGCCGUGCGUGCGUGUUGGAGAGCUAAACAGGUAUGAACACAGUAUGGCACAACAAAGAGCACAAGCAAACUGAGGCUUUAAAUACACACAGGAGGCAAUCAGGUAGAGUGGAAACAGGAGUGUACCAAAGCACAGCUGAAGUCAACCAAGAUAACAUGACACAUGGAAGUAAAAAUACAGCACAAGAGACAAAGAGCUCACACAAUAAAACAGGCAGUACCUAAUUAGACACAGAGACAAGACUAAUGGUUGAACACAGAGAAACAGGGAAGGCUAUAAUCAACUGAAACAAAGAAGCAAUUGGAAUCCAAGGCUGCUUAAUAGUAAUUCCAAAACAGAAUGUGGGAUGCUAAAGUAAUUAUGGUAAUUAUAGUUUGUUUCCUGGCAUGGCCCUGGCUUAGUCCACAUACAGUCUAUUGCCGAAAGUAUUCACUCAUCUGCCUUCACACACACACGAUGCCCCAUUCUUUGCAGCUAUAGUAGCUUCAACUCUUCUGGGAAGGCUUUCUACAAGGUUUAGGAGUGUUUGUGGAAAUUUUUGACCAUUCUUCCAGAAGCACAUUUGUGAGGUCAGACACUGAUGUUGGAUGAGAAGGUCUGGU